Messenger RNA from Daldinia loculata, 3780 nucleotides. RefSeq lists its product as uncharacterized. The transcript has a single exon. The record is from RefSeq and is a predicted model, not a curated record. NCBI's taxonomy places the organism in Eukaryota, Fungi, Ascomycota, Sordariomycetes, Xylariales, Hypoxylaceae. The coding region runs from base 1 to 3780 and encodes 1259 amino acids.
AUGGGUGUGAUGUAUGGCGAGGUUUCCCAGAACGAUAAUGACGAUGACGAUCGAAAUGGUAGAAAUGGUGGCGCAUCACCUUCAACACCAUUCUCGCUAGCGCGCUCCUCGUCGCCCAUGCCUUUCCUCCCAACUGUCGAAUCGACUUUUACUCCUCUUUCAAUGGAUAGCGAUACAUAUUCGAGAAUUGGGGUAGGUGCUGAAAGUGAGGGCCGUGAUGUGUCUGGAAGUAAUUCUCAAGGGAGGAAGAGCCACAAUAAGUUAGCUGCUGGCACGGCCACAACCAGGACCAGGGCCAGUAUGAGCGGUAUGAGCAUCGGCGACAUGGUCCAAUCGUUAUCACCGGCACGAGCCACACGUAACAAUCGUAACGAAUACGGUCUUUUAUCUCCUGACACUGCCUUCUCGUCUCCUUCGUCUAGCCCACGCCCAGACGACAUCAGUUCCAACCCAGAUUCUAAUAAUAUUUAUUCCGAGAAGAAAUCCGCGUCGAAUUAUGUCGAAACUGCCUAUUCAAGUUCGAAAUGGACCAAUGGUGCCUCGACUAGAGAGUCACUAGUAAAUAAGACGUUGUCUCAACAUCAACAGCAAGAACCACCACAGCCUAUAAUACUCCAGCCGAAACCCAUUGUUCGCACUGCCUCUACAAAAAGUGUUUCCUUGCGCCAUCCUACUCCCGAUCUAAAUCCACGGACUAUCUCUUAUGCAAAUAAUAUCGCCCAGUUAGAGGCCACGGCUGAAAAGCUGUCGAUGACUUCAUCAAUCGAGGAUGCAAUUCGAGACUUACACGACGAACAGAAACGCAACGAAAGCCGACGGUCAUCAAUCCUAGCCGUAAGCAUAGGUUCGAUUCCUGAAAAUAACGAACCGGUGUCUUUCCCUGCGAUUAAGCCGCUCUCAACCACCAGCUCCAUACUAGAUACUAAUAGCGCGGUACGCUACGGUGGUUAUUCCCCUGCUGGAUUUAUAAUGUCGUCAGACCCUUCCCUGGUUUCUAAUCCAACGCGGAUGCGAUCCGGUUCUGGUCCUCUAUCGCGACCCGAAUCUGAGGUUGGUAACGUCAUGUCAAGGCACGGACCUGGGAAGACUUCUACACGGAGCGUUAAGUCGGCAUCUAAGCCGACCUUAACAGAUAUUGCUGAGAUGGAGCCUACUACGCUUACACCAGCGGCUAUGGACGAAGCUGAUAAAUUGGCCGAAGAACCGGUAGAUGAGACAUUACGAAUACCCCAGAUGGAGGACAUCGAUCUUACGCCCAAUGCAGAACAGUUCGGGAUGUCGAGCAGCCAUGAUUAUUGGAGCCAUGGUGUUACUGAGACACAAGAAGGAUACGGUCAUAACGGUGAUGAUAUCAGGCCUCCAACUGCUGGGUCUACUGGCACGUAUGAGCAGGCGGAGAGAGCAUUCGCAGAUUUUGAUGGAGCAUAUUGCCCAUCCGACGUUGACCUGGAGGAUUCGCUAUUUAUGCCCUCGUUCUCUAACGGACCAUCAAUAAAUGCCCCCUUCCUACGACCUUUCGACUCUACUUCAUCAAGGAUGCGAGAGGAGCCAGGCUAUUCGAAACCUACCAUAUCCAGACCAAUCGCUCCACCAACCGUUAGGCCAAAGUCGUACAUGGAUCCCGAAACAGGCCAAACCAUGCUCUAUUACCCAGCGCGUGUUCCUUUAAUGCUCAACUUGCCACAAAAACUCUCCAAAAAGCCUAAAGCUGAAGCGCGGGACGCUCGUAGAUCGCAGGUCCUGAGCAAAAUGUCGGAACCGGACCGCAAAUCUGGCACCCUUUGGCUACCAGAGUAUUUGCCCGAACCUCCACUCGAACCCAUGGGGCCUACCACCGAAUCUUUCGUCCCUGUGCCGCUGACUAGUUCGGACGCAGACCCGCAAAUCCAACCGGCUACGGAUGGCCAACGUGACUCUCAAUUUCUCUCUCAGUCCGGCUACGGACAAGGGAAUGACGAAGUGCAUGGGCCCCGUACUUCGGCUCUCGAUCCAGACAAACGGAAGUCAAAGAUACCUAAUCUCGACGGCUUACCACCACAACUACGUGCCAGUGCUUUUUUCGACCUACCUUCCGAGCCAUCACCCACUAUCCAGCUUAAAGAUGGCUCUGCAAUGGCCACCCUAGACAGUAUUUUAGACGCCUCUGCCAAGGCGCCUGUUUCUGCUUUUACGGAUCACGCGUUCGCAGGAACGUUAGGAUCAGAGGUAUACGGGACAGAAAAGAAGCGCAAGUCACAUAUGAAACGCGCCAGCGCUACCGAUUUGCUAGAGCCUAAGAAGCGAAGCUCUUUUCUACACCUCCGAAAGCUGAGUGCUCUUAGCCGACAUUCAGAAUCUCAAGAGGUGCGCCGGAAUACCAUCGCCGGAGGUACAAAGAUCAACGAGGGUCUAGACGCUAAAGCAGAAGACGAGGAAAGAGAACAUUUAGCUGGUUCUAUCGACGGCGAAGCGGUACCAAAUCACGCCGAUGAAGAUGGAGAAGGUGACGAGGAGCUAGUAUAUAAUGGACCCCCGACGACUUUAUUGGCCGAGCUCCAGAUGCGAAAGCAGCAACAGAAAUUGCGCACUCGACCGGCUGCUACUGCUUUCCCUAACGGCUUGCACUCUACACUACUCGAGAUGGAUACGGUCGCUCAGAUCGAAAGUGACGCACGCAAAGGCAAGAAAGUAAAUCUUGCGUGGGAAGACCCAAGCGCGAAUCCAGCUACCAAUUCGGACGACGAAGAUACGCCGUUAGGACUGCUUAUGGCCGCGAAGGGACAAGGUAAUGAUAUCACGGCCGCGAUCGCUGAGAUCAAUCGGCCGCUUGGUUUGAUGGAACAGCGUGAGUUGGAAGAUAGCGAACCCUUAAGUCAACGUCGUGACCGACUCCAAGGAAGAGAGGUUAGCUCAAUGAAACGACAAAGCAUGAUGACACUUGGUCAGGGUCUCCACAAUGGGAGUAAUAGCCUAGGGGCCAUAAGCCCACAACUCCGUUUGCACACUCCCGAGGAAGAGGAGCUUGAAGGUGAAACUCUCGGGGAGCGUAUGCGGCGUCUAAGAUCGCGUGAGCAAGCGGAUAAUCCUCUUCCUCAAGCCAGACCCGUCAGUUCUGCAUUUUCAAUGGAACUUUUGAGCCAGCUAGGCGAGGCGUUUAAGGAGGAUGAAAGCGAUGACAAGAACCAGGAUAAGCGAAAAUCUCAGCUUAAAGAAGAAGAAGAGACAUUAGGACAGCGCCGCCGCCGCCUGCAAGCAGAACGAGAAGCUCGCGAACAAGGGACAGCUGGCAACCUGCUUAGUGGUGGGGUUGGCGACGCACGAAAACUUACGAACCGGCAUUCACUUGCUGAUGUGCUUGGCACGCGCGGGUCGAGGACUCUUCUGCGUGAUCCUAGGGCAGAGGCAGAGAAAGUAAAACAACAAGAAGCUGCCCGAUAUAGGCAAGAUCAGGAUCAGAAGAUGGCUAUACUCCGUGGUCAGAUGCCUUCUAGUCUUAGUACACCAAAUUUAAAUCAACCCGGGGGGUACAUGUCUGGUCGAUUCAACGACGGUACAGGCGGCGGAAGUGGCUAUGCACGAACCAGCACAGCUUUAGGUGGCUAUCCUAAUCAAAGCAUGGGAGCAAGCGGCGGUAUGAUGGGCAAUACCUACCUUGCGGGUGGAACUAUAGGUGGCCCGAUACCCCCCUAUGGUAUUACCAACGGACUUGGUGCCCAAGUGAGCACCCCUUACGGGAUGCAAGUACAGCCACCCGCUCAAAUGGAUAGAGUAGAGCGAUGGAGACAGAGCGUUUUGCCUUAG